This is a messenger RNA of Diachasma alloeum, 2266 nucleotides long. RefSeq lists its product as uncharacterized. Lineage: Eukaryota; Metazoa; Arthropoda; Insecta; Hymenoptera; Braconidae. The coding region runs from base 522 to 1739 and encodes 405 amino acids. The transcript has a single exon. The record is from RefSeq and is a predicted model, not a curated record.
AAACGCGUGAUAAAGCUGCGGAAGUCAUCACCAGCCUCGUCUCAAAACUAACAGAAUUUUCAGCAAGAGUUCAACAGAAAGCCAAUAAAGUAUUCGCCAGAAUCAGUUGAUUUUUUUCACGAAAAUUUUUUCGCACGUUGCAUUGCACUAGUUACCCAAUGCAAAAAUUUCCUGAAAAGGAAACAUGCGCUCAGAGCAUUUCAUUGAAUCAUUGUACAUCAUCAAGAAUCUUCUCAACACAAUAUGUCAUGAAUGCCACGUUCACACGUCAAUAAGUCACAAUCAAUCUAAUGGAGGGCCUUGGAAUAUUUUUCCUCCACUCAUGUAUGCCUCACUAGUAACGAAAAAUGUAUGUGCAAUCUGCCAACUUUGUCCGUGUGCACACAUCACCUAAACACGUGUAUCAUUGCUAUCAUAAGAGUCCGAGCGAUAGAGCUUCCGCGUACCACACAGCCCAGUUGCCUCAAAGACUACCUUAGUGCUCCGUCAGUUCACCAGAGAAGCAGCGUCUCUCCAAAAAAAUGACAUCGCUAUCUCUCCAAGACAUUCAAUCACUCCUGCGAUCAACGCUGGGCGACGAAUUGACAGUUGAAAGUUACAUAACAGAGGAUUUACUUCCACCCGGUGAAAAUUACGGGAGCAUAAUGUCAAGUGUGCACGUGAUAAUUAAAAAUCAUAAACAAGGAAAAAGUGAGGAGUUGCAGUUAGUGGCGAAAUCACCUCCCCCAGUCGAGAUGCAACGAGAGAUUACCGACUGUUCGAUUAUAUUUCGAAAAGAGAUUUUCAUGUAUUCAAAGCUGAUUCCAUUCUAUCAGAAUUUGGAGAUUGCGAGUGGUGUGAGGAAGGAGGACGUCUUCAAAGUGAGUCCGAUGUGCUAUGGCUCAAAAUUAUCGGUCCACUCUGGCGACUCAGAUGAUUAUGAUGCAGUGAUUUUGCUUGAAAAUUUGAAGCCAAGUGGGUACUACUGCGUGGACAGAAGAUUCGGGUGUGAUCUGGCCCACGCUAGACUUGCGGUGCGAACUAUGGCACGAUUCCAUGCUCUUGGGAUGGCAGCCAAGGAGAAGGAUCCUGAUUUCUUCGAGGUUGUGAAGGCCGAGGCUAAGGCGAUUGAUAUAGUGAAUCCGGAGAUGUGGGAGGCACUAUUUCAACAGAGGAUUAAGGACAUCACUGAUGAUCCCGAGUUGGAAGAGUAUCACGAGGCCUGUCGUCAAGCUUUGAGCCAGAAAAUGUUCGAAAGCUGGAAGGCAGUGCCUUCUGAGCCAUGGUCGACCAUAGUUCACGCGGACUUCUGGACGAACAACAUGAUGUUUCGGGAUAACAGCGAGGGAGAGCCGGAGGACAUGAAGCUAGUAGACUUCCAAACUUAUCUCUUCGCCAGUCCCAUGAGGGAGCUCACUUUCUUCGUUACUGGGGGGCUGGAGCUAGAUGCCAUUGAUCACAUUGAUGAACUCAUUGAUUUGUACUACGAUACUCUGAUCGGACGACUGAAACUGCUGAGCUGCAAUGUUGAGCCAUACAGCCGGAGGUCCUUUGAGGAGAAGGUCCGGGAGGACGCUUAUGUGGAGAUCGUGCACAACGUGGCCAUGAUCAAAAUCGUGACGCAGGACAUUCAUGAGAAGGGUGCAGAGGCUCCUGAUCUGAUAAAUUUGCUGCAGUCUCACGAUAAUAAUGAGAUUUAUGAGAGGAGGCUGAGGAAGUUGGUGCGGACGUACGGUGAGAAAGGCUGGCUAAAGAAAUAAUAUUCGCGGUGGUCCUUCGUUGUUCCUAAUAGGUGUCAAUUUGUACUGCCAUUCGUCGGAUGUAAGCUGGCUUAUGCUUUAAGCUAAGAUCAUUAUUGUUAUUGUGAUUAAUAGUAAUAAUGUAUGUAAUGUUAUUGUUAUUUAUCAAAAAUGUGUCUCAAGAAGUAUAUUUCUUCGUGUGAACAUUGAAAGAAAAAUGUAUUAAUGCCAACAAAGUUUGUUUGAGGUGAGAAUUUGAGUGGAGAGCUUCGGUGGAAAAUUCAAUCAAUAAGAAUCAAAUCAUUUUCGUAUCUGAGAUCCAUGGAAAUUAUAGAAAAUUGUGAAAACUCAGGCGGCUAUUAUUCUGUAUUUAAAACUGAAUUUUGUCGAAUUAUAAAGAUGAAUAGAAAAUUUUAAAAAACUUCUAAUCCAGUAGAACAAUUGGAAAGUAAUCAGUGUUAAAAUUUUCUAUUUUUCACGAAAUAUAAUGAAGUUCGAUUCAAAAAUAAUAUUGAUGGACCAACAAAUAUACGCUUGACCUUGAUGUA